UAAGUAAUAAUUCAGUGAGUUGAAGAAUUCGGGAAAUGAUGGAGGGAAUCAUUUCGCGCAUUGAUAGCUUUCAGUUCCUGAGCACAUUGAGCUUUACUGCAAGGGCCGGAAUGACGAGAGAACGUUAUGUGCACAUGGCUCUGUUUUUCUCUGCACUUGCUUUAUGUUUCUGGGGAUUUGUGCUGACAUUGUGGAGGAAGUAUGCCCAAUCGUGAGGCUCGGUGUACUAAUACGGGGACAAGUGUGCCCGCAGAAGAGAAUGAGAGUGGGAGCAGGGGAAAAAUUUAUAUGAGAUUUGAGUGCUCGCUGAACAGUCCCGAGAAACAGCCUGCUGAUGAUAUUUUCCAUUACAGAGCAGAGGGCGUUUGUGACUGUAAGAAUUCUGUUACUUCAUUCUCCUCGUCUAGUGACAGAGAAAUGUUGGGCCUGGGAAAUUUCAGAAAUGAUGAAGGGGCCGGUUUAGAAAGCCCAAAGAAAAAUCUUCUCAAGCUAUUGUUGCUACCAGAGGACAUUGUAAGGUAUGCUGAUGUUUCAUGGAACAGGGAAGUGUUGGCCACCAGCACAGUGGAUGGUAUUAAUACUGUCCGUCUGUGGGAUAUUCCGGGGAGUAGGUGCCUCAAUUAUAUGAAGUUCGAUGAGGCCAUUGUUAUUGAGAGCGCUCGCUUUUCAAACAGCCCCCAUCUGCAUCUGCUGAGUGCUAUUGGUAUAGCGGAAGAGAAAUCUUCGUUAUAUGUGUGGGAUACCAGGAAUUUUCUGAAGCCGCUAAGGUUUUCCUUGGGAAAGAAUUCGAGACUCGGUAUUGUGGAAUUUAAUCAUAAAAGGGUUUAUGUUUGUGAUGAAUUGAGUGAAAGAAUGUUUGAUUUACGGAUGGCUGGUGCACCGGUUCUUGAAAUUUACCCCAAGGGUUCAGAGGACAGAGGACGGAUGGAUUAGCGCCGUUAUGCUAAAUGGAUGAAGAAACAGGGGUGCAGUUGAGGAAUAGUUGUAAUUGUAGACGUAUAAAAAUGAUCAUAUUCUUAAAUGAAUAUUUAAUGUUCAUUUUAUUCUCAGAUUUCAUAACUUGCACCAAGAAGUCUUGUGGGUUUGUGGACAAACUCUUUGAACAUCAUUUUUUACAUUUUGAGUUUCAUAACCCCGCUUUUCCUGCAUACAGUAACUUACAAGAUUUUGAUCUCUUACAAGAUUUUGGUCUCUGCACAUCCUUUCUUUUACUGUAAUUUGCCAGAGUCCUCUUAAUAGUGGGUUGAUAAUCACUCAUGUACAUAUGAUUGUUUCGUGAGGAUCUAUCAUUUUGUUCAAACAAAUAUUUUGUA
Molecule: messenger RNA, 1313 nt
Organism: Cryptomeria japonica (Japanese cedar)
Lineage: Eukaryota; Viridiplantae; Streptophyta; Pinopsida; Cupressales; Cupressaceae
Exons: 2
Coding region: 202-933 (243 amino acids)
Molecular function (GO): protein binding
Source: RefSeq, a predicted model, not a curated record